AUGGUCCGGCUCGAUCACAAGAGCUACUUGUCUCCUCCUGGAUCGCAGCCCUCCUCGCAACCACCGUCUCAGCCGUCUUCCUCCAGCAGCCACUCGGACCAUGCGCAUUACUCGAUUGUGGAGGACUACAGCGGCUCCGAGCGUACUCGACCUGACCAAUUUGUGCCUCCCCGCCAGCCUCCUGCACUCUCGUCGUUCGAAGGACCCAAGCAGUUCGUGUCACCCGCCUCGACGGUGAUCAGUGCCCCGCCGCCCCGAUCGUCAUCCUACUCGCGCCUCGACCAGUUGCCGGGCCAGCAGUCUCUGUCGCAGGCCGGCAUGCAGGCUAUGGGCUCUGCCGGCUCUCCCGGCCGGCAACCGAUCAAGAACCCCCCGCUUCACAUCAACACGGCCAGGGCGCAGCGAUCAAUGUCGCCGACGUACCAGAAUCAGCGCCGCUCGACCUCGCCCCUUGGCCCCGGCGUUCCCCUUCCCGGUUCAACCAGCUCUUCCUCACUGCACGCGUUUUCUUCAGCGACACCCGUGCCCAGCUACCCGCCCAUGUCACCUUCCGGCCCUGUGCACGCGGCCCACAUGAUCUCACCGGGCCCCUCCUCGAUUGCGACCCCCGUCCGUGCGGUCGCCCCUCCAUCGCGAGUUAACCCGAUGGUCGGCGCGAGUCCUCCGGCUAUACCACCGGCUGCGCCGGCGCAGCCACCCAGCUUUGGUCAGGUUGCAGACGAUGCCGGUCCUGCUACUCCUGCCGGUCCUGCCAGCUCUACCGGGCAUGCUUCGUCUGGACCGGCCUCGCCGGCCGUUGGUCUCGCAGUUUCCGGUCCCGCGAUUCCCGCCAUGCUGGCGCAGGCCCCUGCACGCUCGACAUCGCUUGACCCCCGCGCUGGACCGGCCACGCCCAUCUCGCCCAUGAUCCAGACUCCGUCUGGGGCCAUGCAGUUCCCAUUCUCGGCGCUCAGUCCCAACCCGUCACCCAAGCAGACGUUCUCGCCCCUCCCUUCCGAGUCCCACGAGAUGGAGGAGUACUUUGACGCUCUGUCCGUCGACCAGAUCAUACGCGAUGCCCCCCAGGUCCAGAACGUCGAGCCCCAGUACGCACCAGAUGUGCAGGGCCUCACGGCCAGCGUUCACGGGUACAUCUCUCCCCUCCCGAGCCCGAGCCCGGAGCGUCCGGAACGCCUCCCGUACUUGAGCGGUCUGAGCGCAAGUUCGGAGCGCCUACCCUACCUCAGCCCCGAAGGCGGCAGCCCGACUCGCCACUCCCAGCAGUGA
Molecule: messenger RNA, 1266 nt
Organism: Trichosporon asahii var. asahii CBS 2479
Lineage: Eukaryota; Fungi; Basidiomycota; Tremellomycetes; Trichosporonales; Trichosporonaceae
Exons: 1
Coding region: 1-1266 (421 amino acids)
Source: RefSeq, a predicted model, not a curated record